Molecule: messenger RNA, 967 nt
Organism: Aethina tumida (small hive beetle)
Lineage: Eukaryota; Metazoa; Arthropoda; Insecta; Coleoptera; Nitidulidae
Exons: 4
Coding region: 169-807 (212 amino acids)
Source: RefSeq, a predicted model, not a curated record
UAUGGUUCUGUAGUUGUAAUUUUUCUGAUUCAAUCCGCCAUAAUAAUAUUUUUUAUUUUUUUAUCAGCUUUUGCAAUUCAUCAAAGGGAUAAUAUUACGACACGUCACGAAUAAGGUGAGGUAAUUUUGGAUACAGGGCCCUUCUAAAGCGGCUAUUACAUUGUAAACAUGAGCAAAUUUACCGAAAGCGAAGAUGAUCCUGAUCCUUACGAGAGUUCUGGGGAUGAAUGGAAAGAGGAUGAAAAGGUAAAAAAACGUACAUCAGCAAGACUAAACAGCAAACCGCGUAAAGUACAUCACGAUUCGAGUUCUGAAGGCACCAGCGGUUCAGAAAGUGGAGGAGAAGUUAAGGUUCAAAAGAAGACGAAGAAUGGUAUUAAUAAGAAGCAGAAAGUGUCACAUUCCACUAGUGGAGCACCAAAGGAAAAUAAUCGAAAGACUGACAGAUCAGAAGGGGUUAUAUCAAAUACAGCCAACAAUCGAAAAUAUAUGCCUAAAGUUAUUUCAGGGAAUGAAUAUAUGACAGGAACUUUUGUGAUCAAUAAAAAGGAUGUUCAGAAAGGAGAUCCCAAUUGCAAGCCAUGUAUAUGGAGAAUAGAUGGCAAAGCAUUGCUCCAAAAAUAUGAACCAUACGAAGAAGAUGGCAAAUGGAGACAUAAAAACACUUCAGUGUACACUGGUUGGUCACCAAUGGACAAAGAUAUGUACUCACCAGUUACAGUGGAUGUAGUAGGGCACUCCCAAAAUAAUCUGUUGGUAGAGUUGCAUUGGGAUGAGAUAAAGAAAAUUAAUUAUGAUAGUGAUUGAGUUGAGAUUUUUUAUUAUUUUAAUUUUUUGCCGAAAUGAAUAUUGAAUGAAAUGAUAAAUAUUUAUUUAAUGUAUUUUGAACAUACGUUUUAUUUAUUGUCGUGAAAGAAUUCAUUUUAUUUUGUUAUAUAUUUCAAUAAAUUGAAAGAUAUUAAUAUAA